AGCCCGCCUCUUCCUGUCGGUGUCAGGAGGCAACUUCACCAUAUUUAGCUGGCUGGCCGACGGCUCGGCAGAGUUGGUCUGUCAACUGGACUGAACAUUUGUUUUCUGUGGUUCGUCGGCGGGUACCAGCCCAGUGGUGACAGCUUUAAUUUCGGCAGCGGGAUAUAAACUACGGAAGACGACGUGGUUGGGACGCGGUGCUCGGCGGAGCGGGGCCGUGUCAGCGCCUGUUUUUGUGUGUGUGUGUGUGUGUGUGUGUGUGUGUUUUUUUUAACGCAAUAAAAGUCGCCGUUGUCUGUCAGAAUUCCAACUAUCCAACAGCCGAGCUAGCCGGCUAGCCAAUUGCUCCGGCUACCCCGACCCUCGCCCCCACUCCCCCCCUCAGUAAAUACGGAUUCAUGUGGUUCGUGUUGACGUCCCGCUGUCUGUAGGGGAUUCGCUCGGACUCGCUGACCCCCGCCGCGAUGACCUCCUGACGGCUCCUCUCGUCCGCUCCAUCCACUUUCACCGAAAACCCCGGCUAGCGAGCUAACUCGGCUAACUGGCCAGGUCUUCCAGCGCCACAGCGUCGCGUCGCGUCGAGGAGCCCCGCAGCCUUCUCGCCGUGGCACCGGAAUCCCGAUCGGAUACGUGGACCGUGUGAGAGCGGCGGUGCGCGGGGGGACGCCGGACUGGGCCAGGCCGGGCGACACGACACGACCGUGCUGAAGGAGGGGAACCGGGGAACCCCCCCCCCCCCCUCCACCUCUGAUAAAUCCGCAGCUAACCGAGACCGGGGGCACUGUGGAGGCGGCGCGCUGCCGGAGGAGACACCGGACUGAGCGGAGGAAAGAGCCUCGAACGUUUGACACCUGCGAUCCGGGAAGCGAUCCGGGCAGAGACCUCAUGAAUGGAAAUCGGAACUACAGGAGCCGUUGGGGCCCAGUCCCUGUUCUCCAUGCCUCGGCGGCCUGGCUAUGGCACCAUGGGGAAGCCCAUCAAGCUGCUGGCCAACUGCUUCCAGGUGGAGAUCCCCAAGAUGGAUGUCUACCUCUACGAGGUGGACAUCAAGCCUGACAAGUGUCCGCGGCGAGUCAACAGGGAGGUGGUUGACUCUAUGGUGCAGCACUUCAAGGUGACAAUCUUUGGGGAUCGCAGGCCGGUGUACGAUGGAAAGAGGAGCCUGUACACAGCCAACCCACUGCCUGUGGCACCUGCAGGGGUGGACCUGGACGUCACUCUGCCAGGUGAGGGAGGGAAAGAUCGUCCCUUCAAAGUUUCCAUUAAAUUUGUGUCGCUGGUCAGCUGGCACAUGCUCCACGAGGUGCUGACUGGCCGCAGCAUGCCUGAGCCUCUGGAGCUGGACAAGCCCAUCAGCACCAACCCUGUGCAUGCAGUGGACGUGGUCCUGCGACACCUGCCCUCCAUGAAGUACACUCCGGUGGGUCGAUCCUUCUUCUCAGCCCCAGAGGGCUAUGACCAUCCCCUGGGAGGUGGCAGGGAGGUUUGGUUUGGCUUCCAUCAGUCCGUGCGUCCUGCCAUGUGGAAGAUGAUGCUUAACAUUGAUGUGUCUGCCACCGCAUUUUACAAGGCCCAGCCUGUCAUCCAGUUCAUGUGUGAAGUGCUGGACAUCCACAACAUUGACGAGCAGCCUCGCCCUCUCACAGACUCACACCGGGUCAAAUUCACCAAAGAAAUCAAAGGUUUGAAGGUGGAGGUGACACACUGUGGAACAAUGCGGAGGAAGUACCGUGUCUGCAACGUGACCCGUCGGCCUGCGAGCCAUCAAACGUUCCCUCUACAGUUGGAAAACGGUCAGACCGUCGAGCGUACUGUAGCCCAGUACUUCAGGGAGAAGUACAACCUGCAGCUAAAGUACCCACAUUUGCCCUGUCUACAAGUGGGCCAGGAGCAAAAGCACACCUACCUUCCCCUGGAGGUGUGUAACAUUGUAGCAGGACAACGAUGCAUCAAGAAGCUGACAGAUAAUCAGACCUCCACAAUGAUCAAAGCCACAGCUCGCUCUGCCCCCGACAGACAAGAGGAGAUCAGCAGGCUGGUGCGUAGUGCCAACUACGAGGCCGACCCGUUUGUGCAGGAGUUCCAGUUCAAAGUGCGCGACGAGAUGGCCCAUGUGACGGGGCGAGUGCUACCCGCCCCCAUGCUGCAGUACGGCGGCAGGGUGAGCACAGAGCACUUUAUGAAUCGUACUGUAGCCACACCUAGCCACGGGGUGUGGGACAUGAGAGGGAAGCAGUUCCACACCGGGGUGGAGAUCAAGAUGUGGGCCAUUGCUUGCUUUGCCACACAGAGGCAGUGUCGGGAAGAAAUCCUAAAGGGUUUCACAGACCAGCUACGCAAAAUCUCAAAGGACGCUGGGAUGCCCAUCCAGGGUCAGCCGUGUUUCUGCAAGUACGCCCAGGGAGCGGACAGCGUGGAGCCCAUGUUCCGACACCUGAAGAACACCUAUGCCGGACUGCAGCUCAUCAUUGUCAUCCUGCCGGGAAAGACUCCGGUCUACGCGGAGGUGAAGCGCGUGGGAGACACCCUCCUUGGCAUGGCCACGCAGUGCGUUCAGGUGAAGAACGUGGUGAAGACGUCGCCUCAGACCCUCUCCAACCUCUGCCUCAAGAUCAACGUGAAGCUGGGAGGCAUCAACAACAUCCUGGUGCCUCAUCAGCGACCUUCAGUGUUUCAGCAGCCAGUCAUUUUCUUGGGAGCAGAUGUUACACAUCCACCUGCUGGAGAUGGAAAGAAGCCUUCAAUUGCAGCAGUGGUGGGCAGUAUGGACGCCCACCCCAGCAGGUACUGUGCCACCGUGCGAGUCCAGAGGCCCAGGCAGGAGGUCAUCCAGGACCUGGCCUCCAUGGUGCGGGAGUUGCUCAUCCAGUUCUACAAGUCGACCCGCUACAAGCCCACCAGGAUCAUUUUCUACAGAGAUGGAGUUUCAGAAGGCCAGUUCAGACAGGUGCUGUAUUAUGAGCUGCUGGCCAUUCGCGAGGCCUGUAUCAGCCUGGAGAAGGAGUACCAGCCUGGCAUCACCUACAUUGUUGUACAAAAACGCCACCACACACGCCUCUUCUGCGCUGACCGCAACGAAAGAGUCGGUCGUAGCGGAAACAUUCCGGCUGGUACGACCGUGGAUACAGACAUCACCCAUCCGUACGAGUUUGACUUUUACCUCUGCAGUCACGCUGGAAUACAGGGCACCAGUCGGCCCUCCCACUACCAUGUACUGUGGGAUGACAAUUGUUUUACCGCUGACGAGUUCCAGCUGCUCACCUACCAGUUGUGCCACACCUAUGUGCGCUGCACCCGCUCAGUCUCCAUCCCUGCGCCAGCCUACUACGCCCACCUGGUGGCCUUCCGCGCCCGCUACCAUCUGGUGGACAAAGAGCAUGACAGCGCCGAGGGCAGCCACGUGUCUGGUCAGAGCAACGGCCGGGACCCCCAGGCACUGGCCAAAGCUGUUCAGAUUCACCACGACACCCUGAGGACCAUGUACUUCGCCUGAGCUACCAACAACCCUCCCCAAUCAUUGCCCCCCUUAACACACACACACACACACACACAAAAACACACACACAGACGCAACCAUGCACGCUGGCUCGCCAGACAAGGAGUCCUCAUCCGUGCAAGGAGUCGUCCCCCCCCCCCCCCCCCCCCCCCACACGCCUAGUCUAUCCGGACCUGACACUGUGCAGUGGAAAGCAGGGAGGAGGGAAGGGAGGAGGCACACCCACACUGGACUAAGGAUGCAACUGUCGCUUUAAAAACAAACAAGAGAGAAACUCAAGCACUAUUAUGCAAUAUUGAACCAGCCAACUAGUUUUAUUUUCACAAUCAUCAGGCACCUCUUCAUUGUCUCCCCCCGCCCCCCGUUUGUCUCCUUUACUCAUGGCCUAGUUGGUGUGUUUCUUGUUUGUUUGUAAUUCCCCCCCUCCUCUCUAUGAUCUACUAAUCUGCUCCUUUGCCAUUUACAGUACCUCAAAUCAGUUUGAGCAGCAGCACUUUUACAUUCUGUCAGUUUCACUGAAGUUUGUUGUCAAUUCUCCCCAGUGUUUGAAAUGAGGGAGCAGAGAGGGUAGGGUCGGACUCUGGAGAUGUUCGAUGGCGUCUGAUUUUCUUUCCGGAGAAUGGACCAGAGGUCCCGCCAGCUGCCACUUUCUUUUUAUCCCCUCUCCCCCAUGUUUGCUCUGUUCUUUUUCUUUUCACAAGUGUGUGAAACCACCAGUUAUGUGUACGGAGCACCAUGUGCACACUGCCACCUGUUGGCGACGAGGUAUAAAUGCGCCCUUAAGGUCACAACAAGAAGUUGUCACAUUUUAAAUUUUGGUUUUGAUUUGUCUUUAGCAGUCAGCUGUCACAUUUAAACGGGGGCAGUUUAUAUUGGCUGAUAUAUCAAUUGCUUGAUUGCAACCAUAUAUGAAUUUUAUUUAAAGUAUAACACUGUUAUUUGAUUCUCUUUGUUAUUUUUUCCAUAUACAUUAUGGACAUUUUUUAAUCAUUUAAACAUGUAAUCCUGUUUUGUUUUUUUCUAAACCUUUGCAGUCGUGGAUUCAUUUCCCCUCAGUGCUUUAUCUCACAUUUCCCUCUCUCUAGAUUUAGAUGGUGGCUAAGUAGAGAUGGCUAACGAAGGGAAGAGGAUUUUAGGGGGACUCGAGCAACUCAAAAGAACAGUUACUCAUCUCAUUUGAGAGUGAGUGUCCUCAAUAGGUGAAACUGUUGAUGUAUUCCUCCUCUGAGAGAUGAUUGAUGAGCACGUUUUACGAGUUUUGUCUUUUCUACUGGGCAAAAAAAAAAAAUGGUGCAAAGCAGUUUCGGCGAUUUUCAUAUUUUUACUUGAAUUGAAGGAUUUUAUGCGCCUCUGUGGUUUGAGAAUAUUUUACCAUCAAUGGACAUCAUUUCAGAAUUCAAUCAAUCAGUUUGCUAAUGAGGCUGGUUUUCUUAAUUCUUUGGAAUCUCCCAUUUUGACAGCAGCAAAGAGUCCAAAAGGCCAUAAAGAGGUAGUGUUCAAGUGCCUGGUGGAAGUUUUAAAGCUUUUGAUGGUCAAAAGCUGUACAACCUAUGGUAGGGAUCCUGUUUCAGUGGGUACAAAGAAUCAAAAGAAAGUUUCACCUGAUGCCUCUUAUUCCUCUCAACAACCGUCUACUGACUUUUCUAUACAUCUCAUUCAAAUCAUCCUAAGAUCUAUAUAUAUAUUUAUUGUGUUUGCCUGUACAGCAGCGUUAUCUGUUGUCUUCGCUUCGGAGCAGCAUUCAAGCAAAGCAGGCCAAGGUUGUCUCUUUGCUAAAUAUCCACCAGACAUGGAUCCAGCUGCUACAUUGUGUUUGUACCUAACGGGCCGGGUUCAUGGGCACGGAGUCGGCCUCUUCUUGAAUCAAACCAAUUCUUUCAAUAAACUCUGUUCUUUGCGCAGACCUCCAAGUCCUGGAGCAGGUUCCUUUCCUGUCCAUGUAACCCGCACCCAAAGUUUGGACUGGCUUCAGAACCGAGCUGGGGAGUCGAGUGGACAAGCAGCCUUUUGCAGCAGAAGUACAUAUAACUGUCGAUGUGAAACGUGUGUGUCUGGAGUCCGAGUCCCCGCUUGGCUCCUCCGUGCCACUGACGACCUGAGGCUCGUCCAAGGGGGGGAGGGGGGUGGGGUUGUUUUUAAAAAUAAUCUGCACUAAAAGAAGCAUGUGUUCCAGGACUGAACACAGGCGUGGUGCUACUCAUUCCGAAUUAGACUCUGAAGUUGAACCUCUUUACUACACAGACUGUAUAUGAGCAGGCGGGCAGGGUAGAAUAUGGUCAACCUCACUCACUGACGGACAGGAGAAGGUCUCACCGCCGCGGUUUCGACGUUGGGGCGGGGGGGGGGGGGGGGGGGGGGGGGUUUGGCGCUCUGGAUUUAGGAUUCCAACUUGGCAGUCGCAGUCAGCAUUGAGACUCUGUAGAACGGUACGACGACGGACGUCCUCUUUGACAGUGAGGUAUAAUGUAGGUUCCUGUAAUCGCUGUUGCAUUCGCCUUUCGUAGACUGGCCUUCUAGUGACGAAGCCAGUGAGUUUGAGCCUUCGAGAUUUCACUAGUGUCCGAAAGCCUUUUUAAAAAGCCAGAUCGAGAAGUAUAUUUGUACAUUUUAAAUUAUGUAAUGCACACCACUUAUUUUUGCUAAAAGAAGAAAAAAAAAAAAGUAGUCUAAAAUAUUAAUCUUAGUAAUAAAUGUAUUACAGUAUAUAACGGUUUAAAAAAAAAAAGGUAUAAUAACAAAGAUUUAUUAUUGCAAUAGACUGUUGACUUGUUCCUGUGUCACUGUAUAAUGUGUAUGUGUGAACAGUGGUGAGGUUGUUGAAGCUAGUGUGUGCUAGUGUGUGUUCGGACUGUCAUACGGUCCUUGGUAGGGACGUGGACUUAAUCCGCCUCUUGCUUCGAUGUUUGGAACAAAAAAAGCUGCAAAAUGUCGAAUGCUUAUUUGUCUCCCUCUUUUUUCUUAUUUUUACAUGUCCGUACAGUGAAGGGUUUGUUGUAGAAGAGAGAAGCUGGUUACGUUCUGUACGGCUUUGUAUUAAGACUUCAUAUGCCUGUCGCGUUGACAUAGGUUAGAAUAGAAGAAGAGUCGGUCGAUGUCUUGAGCCUCUGCCUGGCUCCUUAUCAGAGAGGGAGAGUGAAAAGGAACGGGGGACGAGUGGUUUUGAAAGUGUUGCUGAUCCAUUUCAAGGACACGUGAUCAUAGAACAACAUAGCGAGGGGCAGUAGUUCACCAUUCCUUUGUGUUAAAGCCGGGUGGGAUUUACAACCUCUGUUGCUUUCCUCAGACUCUCCUCUCGUUACGCGAGCCCCUUAGUGUGCUCACAAAUACAAAGAGUUGCCCUCCCGGUAAAUCUGUGGUGUGACAAAGCCUGUAAUCGUAUUGUCGUUCUCUUUCCCCUUUCGCUCCCCGAACACUUACUUCCUCUGUGCCCACAGGACUACAUUCCAUGGUCGUACUCUCCAAUCCGAUCCCCCUGGGAGGCGUAAAGAAGACGAAUUAGAGCUGAAGGACAAUGUAGUGGCUUCUGUGAUGAAUUCAAGUCAAUGUGUGCGUGUUUGGAAGGAAUCGAAGCUGGUCAGUGAUAGCUUUGUCAGUAUGUGGCAGGUUGUGUUGGAAGUUGAACAAGUCUGAAAAGGGUCGAUGGUAAGAAUUGGAUAACCGCGUAUGACUAAUGGAUGUCUGGUUCGCGUGUGAACUACACUCUCCAAGGGGCAGUUGAACACAUGUUUACAUAGCAGAUGUGUUUGCCCCGCGUAUGACCGAAAUGCCAUCAGCUCUGCUUUGCAAACGUUAGCUGGUAGAAGCUGUGAAAGUGUGAGCGCUCGACGGGAUAGGAAGACUAUUGAUUUCUCAACAGAGAAGAGUCCUUCUACUUCUUUUAGAAUGACUUGGAUUGGACUGAAAUGAAAUAAACAGUGACAACUGUCUGGUGAAGAAAAAUAACCAAAUCAACUUCAAAAAGGUCACAGUCGCCUUUAAUUUUUUAAAAAAGCAUUUUGUUUCCAGUAAUCGAUCAACAGCCCUGACUUUGGUUGCUCUCUAUUUUUAGUGGAAGGUAGCAAUGGAGUGAGUCCACAGAAAGUGCCUUUCCUCUUGAUGGUGCUGUAAAUUGAAGAUGAAAUGUAUAAAAAAAAAAAAUCAUCAAUGAAGUAGAAUCUCCUUCAAGAACACAUCGCAGUGCAGGAAUGGCUGCAUUACACAUACACACAAACACGUUUGUGUUUUUUUAGAGAUGGCAAUGCAAACUCGUGUUGUUGGACAUUAAGCCGACAUACAAAAAACGAAAUUUAUGCCAAGUAUAUGGUCGUGGUUGAGCUUUUCGCUUCGUAGUACAUUUAGUGUCUUGGACCAAUGGUGUCGUUGGUACAGUGGAAUGUGUGUGUGUUGGGAUGUGUGGGGGGGGGGGGGGGACGCAGGCCAGCCUACAUAUGACAAACAUAGCACAGCACUUUAGAGACUGCCACUCUCACUUUAGACACAUAGCCAAGAGUUUUCAAUCUCAAGUCCCUCCAGUCCCCUUCUUCUUCCUCCCGCUCAGGAGGAGGAGAGGAUCCAGACCUCAGUGUGAAGGAGGAGUCGAAUGGAUGUGUUUGUGUGUGUGUUCGGUGUGUGUGUGUGUGUGCGUUUCCAAACGAAGCAGUCGGGUCAUUUAAAGUGUGCCUCAUGCUCCUGUGACUUUUAGUUGUUGGCUCGGUUUAGUAAGCCUGCUCUGGUGUGGUGCUCUUCCUGUAAAAAACGGGGCUGGGUGUCUACAUGUAAUAUUGGUACCCCCCGAGAAUUUGGACAUCAAAAUUUUGAUGCAUCUCAAAGUUCACAAAAAACAAACACAAAAUGCCUAAACAAUAAUGGAUUUUUGCUGAGGAAUCAAGGUUUUUUCUUUCUGACGGGCAUUUUUAUUUUGACCAAGCAAAGCAACACAAGCAGGAUCCACAUGUGUUUGGAAAAGGUAGAGAGAAAAAAAGAAUGAAUGAUGGAAAAUAAUUUUUAAUCUGUUGCACAGGUGAAGUGUUCUCUCAACAGAACCAGUGUCAGUAUUGAAACUCUGGUCACGAUGCCCAGCCCUGGUGACAGCCCAUGGCAUUCUGUCACCUCAGUGCGGUGCCCUGCCAUGUGUCCUGUCCCUGACAGAGGGAGUGCAUGCCCAGUCGUGUCCCCCGCGUUGAGCCGGUAGCGAGUCGACUGAAACCCGAGGGCAGUCUGUCGUUCUGUGGGGACCCGUUCAGUCCAGGGGGGCGAAAUCUUUCUAUUACAAGAGAUCUUAAAAAAACAAACAUAAAAAACAAUGCACCUCACUUACCUUGGUAUGCUGCAUAUGUUAUACUACAUGAAAGAAAUACUGCAAAUUGCUUUUACUAUGACAUAUAAUGCUUGAGUAAUGCCUGAUUGCGAUAUUCUUAUACGGUAACUAUUUUAGAGUCAAAAUAAGUAUAACUAAAAAAAAAAAUCUCUGUUUUGUCUUAACACUUAUUCGAUUUUGAAAAAAAUUGUUCUUGAGCCGACUUUUAUUUUAUUGUCCUAUUUAAAUGUUGUUCUUCGAAUAUAUAUAUAUAUAUAUAUAUAUUUGAAAUAUAUAUAUGCGGAAUAUUUUAUGGUGUAUUUAUUGAGAGUGUGCGUUCGAGCGGCUGGAGUCUCCGCAUCAUAUUGCAACAUGGUGGGGGUGGAGCCAGGGAUGGGGUGGGGGGGUGGGGGCGAGGCCUGUAGCCCCUCCCCCUCCACGCUGACGCCUUACACGCUCCUGGACACGCAAGCACAACAAUAUGGAGGGGGGGGGGCGCAAGGCGGAGGAAAAGCAGGAGGCGGAUCUGACUUGUGCGUGUGGAGUUCUGGUUGAGUCGCUCCCUCCUCUUUUUUUUCUGAAAUAUUCCUUACGCUCCUUUACACUCUUCUUCUGACACCUGAGGCCAAAUGCCAGCUCCCACAUGUUGCAGCUCAUCUCUGAUGAAGGGAACCAUUUCAGAACCACACUGACUUGAGUGUUGAAACGCUGACUUCUUUAUUUUCUUGUUUUUUUCUUUUUUCAUCCCAAGCUGCUAGCUGGUACGUUGGCCGUGUAAAUUGCCCAACCCAGUAAAGGGGGCAGGUGGGGGCAGCGUAAAAAUGAAUCUGUGGGUGGGGAGGAGGACGAGGAGAAAGGAAAUAUUUGAGAAUGGCAGACUUUAUAUGGAUUAAGUUUUUAGUGCAGGCGUUGCUUCUUUCCUCUCAAAUGGUCUGUCUGUUUUUGUGCCAGAACAGGUCUCAUUCCAGAUGAAAUGACAUGCCUCAGCCUUAAGUGCAUUCUUACUUAAUCGUCGUGUUUCUGUGUGACUUCUCUACGAUGCCCGUGUUGGGCGGCCUACCAAGAAAACAAGCCCAAGCGCUUGUUCUGCCCUGAACUGCCCCUUGACCGGCGUUCCCUCCUCACUUCUCAUGUCUCGCGUGAACCACUAAAACGUUGCUACAGAACCCAGUGAACUCUUUGACGUGUACACUUCUGAAGGUUUCCCCCUGUCCCGUUUAGUAACGAUGUUGGAACAGAAGCGGGUCUGAGGUCAAACAUAUUUGGAAACGAUUCUUGGCCUUUGUUCCAACCUGGACGAGCAGUGCUUACUUGCACAUGAUGUGAAAAACGUACGCUAAUAUGCCUUUUAUACACUUUUCAUGUGCUAUUGUAAACUUAUUGGGUAUUCCAUUGUCAUGAGUUGCAAAUCCAAAGAACAGUAUUUUCAGAUACAGUUUGACCCGGGCCUGACGGGAACAUGCCCCCCCCCCCAGAGUGCUGGAUUACAGAGACCCGUGCCUGUAUAAUGAACCAUGAAUGAAUUGUGUUGUGAUGAAUUGCUGUUCUUUUCUUUUUAUUUUCUUUUCUUUUUCUUUUAUUUUCUGUUGGAUGUCCCUCACCCCAUCGGAGGAUCAGAGGCAUGGAGAUUUUGAGGGUUGUCAGUCCCGCUCCAAAAGCAAAAUAGGCCCUUUGCCCAUGAAGCCAAAUCAAAGUUUGGCAAAUAAAUGUUUACUGUAAUGUUUACUCCCAUGGCUCGCAGAUGUUUCACCUUGUUUUCAUCCCAUUUGCAUUCCAAUAACGCCUACGAACCAAAUAUUGCAGAAGAGAUUAGGCUCCUGAUGCUGCUUUUUUUUUUUCCUUCUCCACUUUGUAUACACAUAAUGGUUUUGAAGACUGAUACUUGACAGUGGCCAAGAAUUUUAUGUGCACACUGAUUGUCAUCAUAUUUCUUUCUUUUAUCAAUGUAGCAUCACUCCUGUGUCAGUCUUAUUUCAAGCUAAAGAUCUUAGGCUCCGAUACCUCUGAGUGGGGCACCAGCACACGGAUGUGUACGUCGGACGGUGAACCGUCGCCACCAGAUGAUCCAUGUCUCGGUCCAUGUUCGCCGCACGUCUGUCUCAUGAUUCCUUUCAGUUUUCAAUGUCUUUCUGUUUCGUAACUUUCUCUCUUACAGGAUGUUGGCCUUUUAGUGUUGCUUUGCUUCAGUUUGAAGUGUAUCUUUGACUAAUACUUGCAAUAAAAUGCUUUGCUUUA
Scophthalmus maximus (turbot) is the source of this 11006-nucleotide messenger RNA. RefSeq names its product protein argonaute-3 (gene ago3a). Bases 890 to 3493 code for a protein of 867 amino acids. Gene Ontology annotation, biological process: regulatory ncRNA-mediated gene silencing; regulation of stem cell proliferation. The record is from RefSeq and is a predicted model, not a curated record. Gene Ontology annotation, molecular function: RNA binding; protein binding. The transcript has 19 exons. NCBI's taxonomy places the organism in Eukaryota, Metazoa, Chordata, Actinopteri, Pleuronectiformes, Scophthalmidae.